UCUCGCCCGGCUCCUGGCUGCUCUUCCGGUGGAGAUGGCUGCGACCCUGGCUGGGAAGUUGCGAGGGGGUCUCCUGCCCCAGGCGGAAGAGCUGGCGAAAUGGGAGCCUCCAAGGAUCAAGCAGCUGACCUAAGGUCGCCCGUUAAAGAGAAGUUUGGGGAGUUUAGGAUUCCUAGCAGACAAUUCCUUGUUCCCCUCUUGUGUUGGGUCUAGCUCUGUGAGCUGUGGUUGGCUUGCCCAGAGGCCGGCUGCCCACCCGCCAGACUGUCCGCUGUGGCUCCAAGGCUGUUACCCGCCAUCGUCGCGUGAUGCACUUUGAGCGGCAGAAGCUGAUGGCUCUCACUGAGUAUAUCCCCCCCAAGCCUGCUGUCAACCCACGAUGCCUACCAUGUCCUCCCAGCCCCCCGCAGGAGGACACAGGCCUUAUCCGGCUCCUCCGUCGGGAGAUAGAUGCAGUUUUCCGAGACAACCGAAUGAUAGCUGUCUGUCAGAAUGUGGCUCUGAGUGCCGAGGACAAGCUUCUCGUGCGGCACCAGCUGCGGAAACACAAGAUCUUGAUGAAGAUCUUCCCCAACCAGGUUCUGAAGCCCUUCCUAGCAGAUUCCAAGUACCAGAACCUGCUGCCCCUCUUUGUGGGGCACAACUUGCUGCUGGUCAGUGAGGAGCCCAAAGUCAAGGAGAUGGUGCGCAUCUUGAAGGGUGUCCCUUUCCUGCCCCUGCUAGGUGGCUGCAUUGACGACACCAUCCUCAGCAGGCAGGGCUUCAUCAACUACUCCAAGCUUCCCAGCCUGGCCCUGGUGCAGGGGGAGCUGGUAGGAGGACUCACCUGCCUCAUGGCCCAGACCCACUUCCUGCUUCAGCACCAGCCCCUGCAGCUGACUGCCCUGUUGGAUCAGUACAUCAGACAGCAACGUGAAAGGGACGCCGUCGUGCCAGCCAGCGGGCAGCCUGACCCUCCUGACCCUGUUCCGGACUCAUAGCCAGCCUGUUGUACCCAGCCUGCCCACAAACACACUGUACCCUUGCCGGCCGUGCCAUCACCCAUCAGAGAUGUGGAAGAACUUGGGGUGGGGAGUGGCAUGUGUUCCCCGACUUCACUGACCACGACCUCCUCAGAUACAGGGCCACUCAGAGAUGGGGAGGCGCUCCAUUACUCCAUUUCCCGGUGGAGGCUCUUAAUCAGUGUCUUUGUCCCUAGUUUUUCCCAACCGGAGACCUCAUAGAAGCAGUCUUUCAGCUCUCCAGGUCCAAGGCAGAGAAGCUGAGCAGAUGAGGGCGUUGCUCUCUGCUUCCGUGUCCACUGUCCCUUGCUGCUCGUGUCUCCUAGCCUAUCCCCUCCUGGGUCCAACGCGCUGGAAUAGCUCACCUGGGUAACCGUGCUGAGAAUGGCAUCUCUGGAGAGCCUGUUGUGCCUGGCUCCGGGCCCACCACUUUACAUGCUAUUCCCCUUGUCACAGAAGAAAACUAUGAGGUGGCGAAGUUCGACAGCCAGCCCCAGGUUGUGCAGCUGAUAAGAGGCAGAACAGGAUUUGAAUCGGGUUCUGUCCGCUCUGAAGACCUUGCCCUGGAUCUCUGCCCUAGACCUUCCUCAUUAGGGUCCCGGUUGUGCCUCAAUGUCAAUUCUCCACCCUCGGGGUGUGCCAUGUUACGGAAGAGCUUGGGAGCCCUGCUUUGUGAUAAAAUGAAAUGCAUUUUA
Acinonyx jubatus (cheetah) is the source of this 1696-nucleotide messenger RNA. RefSeq names its product mitochondrial ribosomal protein L10 (gene MRPL10). Bases 309 to 980 code for a protein of 223 amino acids. The transcript is spliced from 6 exons. Gene Ontology annotation, cellular component: mitochondrial large ribosomal subunit. Gene Ontology annotation, biological process: translation. The record is from RefSeq and is a predicted model, not a curated record. Gene Ontology annotation, molecular function: structural constituent of ribosome. NCBI's taxonomy places the organism in Eukaryota, Metazoa, Chordata, Mammalia, Carnivora, Felidae.